CCCACAUGAGCCAGCACCUGAGAAAGAGAAUCCAACGUUGUAGACCUCGGAUUCAUCGACAUCACGGUCUGUUCCAAACUAAGCGUACGUCCCAAAAAAACAUAGUCCCAAUCAAAAGUCGACACUUGUGAGACACACAACACAAAGAGAGGGACACAUAACAUAGCCCUCCUUCCCUCCCUCCCUCCCUUUCAUGUGUAUGCGUGUUUUUUUAGAGGGUUUCUAAAUUUGUGUUCCUUGCCACAAUUCACAAACCAUAGAGAAAAGAGAGGGAAGAAAAGAAAAAAAGGGGUUAGCAGGGGCAUGGAGAAUCAGAAGGUGGGGGAAUCGGUGCAUGUGAGGGAGGAGGAGGAUGACGUGGCGGUGGAGAAAGAGGAGGAUCAUGGAGAUGUUGGUUCCAGCAUGACCUUGGAGAGGGUCGCUGCAGCUAAGAAAUUCAUUGAGAAUCAUUACAAGUCUCAGAGGAAGCACAUCCAAGAACGCAAGGAGAGGCGGUUAAUGCUAGAAAAGAAGUUAGCGUCUUCUCAAGCACCAGAAGAGGAACAGAUCAAUCUAUUGAAGGAUUUAGAGCUCAAGGAAACUGAGUAUAUGCGGUUAAAAAGACAUAAAAUAUGUGUUGAUGAUUUUGACCUUCUAACCAUUAUUGGCAGGGGAGCCUUUGGGGAGGUAAGACUCUGUCGGGAAAAGAAAUCAGGUAAUAUAUAUGCCAUGAAAAAGUUGAAAAAGUCUGAAAUGCUCAGCAGGGGACAGGUUGAGCAUGUUAGAGCUGAAAGGAAUGUACUUGCAGAAGUUGCCUGUGACUGCAUUGUGAAACUCUAUUACUCUUUUCAAGAUGCUGAACACUUAUAUCUCAUAAUGGAAUAUUUGCCUGGUGGUGAUAUAAUGACUUUGUUGAUGAGGGAAGAAACGUUGACUGAAACUGUGGCUAGAUUUUACGUUGCCCAAAGCGUUAUUGCCAUAGAGUCUAUUCAUAAACAUAACUACAUUCAUCGAGAUAUAAAACCUGACAACCUUCUAUUGGACCAAUAUGGUCACAUGAAGCUGUCUGAUUUUGGUCUUUGCAAGCCACUUGACUGCUCAAGUCUAUCAUCUAUUAGUGAAAAUGAAAUCCUGGAUGAUGAGAACUUGAAUGAUACCACGGAUGUUGAUGGAGCCUUGUCAAAUGGCAGAAAUGGCAGGCGCUGGAAAAGUCCCCUUGAGCAACUUCAACAUUGGCAAAUUAACAGGAGGAAGUUGGCAUUUUCCACGGUUGGAACUCCAGACUAUAUUGCUCCUGAAGUACUACUGAAAAAGGGUUAUGGUGUAGAGUGCGACUGGUGGUCUCUUGGUGCUAUAAUGUACGAAAUGCUAGUUGGAUAUCCUCCGUUUUACUCUGAUGAUCCUGUAUCAACAUGCAGAAAGAUUGUGCAUUGGAAAAAUCACUUAAAAUUUCCAGAGGAGGCCAGAUUGACACCUGAAGCCAAGGAUCUAAUAUGCAAGUUGCUUUGUGGUGUUCCACAUAGGCUUGGUACUAGAGGAGCAGAAGAAAUUAAAGCACAUCCUUGGUUCAAAGAUGUCAUGUGGGACAGGCUCUAUGAAAUGGAGGCAGCAUUUAAACCACAAGUCAAUGGAGAGCUUGACACUCAGAAUUUUAUGAAAUUUGAUGAGGUUGAACAACCAAAAUCAAGUAGAUCUGGAUCUGGACCAUUCAGAAAGAAGCUCUUAACUUCUCAAGAUCUUAGUUUUGUUGGUUAUACUUACAAGAAUUUUGCUGCUGUCAAGGGGAUGAUGCGUCAAUCUAUUAAUGAUCCAGGGAGCUUGUCACCAAAGCGGACAUCUGUUGAUUCCACGCACAGUGAUUCUGGAGUAAACUAUUCCGCUUGAUACUCAAUGGACAUCACAAAAUCAUAGAUGGUUGCACCCUCUUGGAAUACCUUUUCGCUUGUGAACAAUAACCCUAGCUUUUUUUUUUCUCCCCAUUUUCAUGUAUAGAACCUUCUUGUGUAGCUAAUAGAUGGACAUGAUGGUGGGCAAGCCUGCUUAUUUUUCAACCAGGUUUGCCUUGCUUUCAGUGCCAACAACCACCUAUCUUGCAGAACUUAGUGUACAUGGAUAUCUGCAUCACUGGUAGUGGUAGCUCUACUAUAUGUGAAAGUCUUGAAGUUAAAAAGUACAUGUAACUGUAAACUUGUCACUGGGUUGUUGUGCCCAGGUUUGCAGAAACAUGUGCCAUCCCUUGUGGCACGCAAAUCCUGACCCUUUUUUUUUUCUUUCAAUCUACCUUUUUCAGUUGUCCAGCAAGCUAUUCACUCCCUUAAUGGUAUCUUGACUCAAAAACAACCUUUGGCUUCCAUCAAGUUAGAUGCAGGCCAAAUUAUGAGAAUGUAAUAUGUUCACAAAAUAACAAAGUCAAAUCGUAUCAAUUGCAACUUUGUUCCCUUUCUGAUUUA
This is a messenger RNA of Glycine soja, 2429 nucleotides long. RefSeq names its product serine/threonine-protein kinase tricorner-like. Gene Ontology annotation, biological process: intracellular signal transduction; peptidyl-serine phosphorylation. The coding region runs from base 304 to 1863 and encodes 519 amino acids. Gene Ontology annotation, molecular function: protein serine/threonine kinase activity; ATP binding. The record is from RefSeq and is a predicted model, not a curated record. The transcript has 13 exons. Lineage: Eukaryota; Viridiplantae; Streptophyta; Magnoliopsida; Fabales; Fabaceae.